Messenger RNA from Bradysia coprophila, 1877 nucleotides. Its product is annotated as tRNA (carboxymethyluridine(34)-5-O)-methyltransferase alkbh8. Gene Ontology annotation, molecular function: tRNA (5-carboxymethyluridine(34)-5-O)-methyltransferase activity; S-adenosylmethionine-dependent methyltransferase activity; tRNA binding. The record is from RefSeq and is a predicted model, not a curated record. Gene Ontology annotation, cellular component: cytoplasm; nucleus. NCBI's taxonomy places the organism in Eukaryota, Metazoa, Arthropoda, Insecta, Diptera, Sciaridae. Gene Ontology annotation, biological process: tRNA methylation; tRNA wobble uridine modification.
CUUUAAUAACUGGUGUUGCUUUCACGUCCAUUUAAAAAACGUUAAACAAUGACAUCGAAAUCUAUUGAAAGAAAGGCAGGUCGCAAGCAGAAACGCUGUCAGCACAUAAUAACAAGUGAAACAGGAAUAGAAUGCAACGAUGCACCGAAACAGUAUUUAGUAGUUUGCAAUGCUGGAUUAUCGACCGGAUUAAAGAACGACGUUCUGUUGAAGGAAGCGGCAAUAUUUGGCACUGUCCUGCAAAUAAUUCUGCUACCCGGAAAGUCCUAUUCGUUUAUGAAAUGCAAAACAAUCGACGAUGCAAUAUCAAUUUACAACGGAAUGAAUGCCCGGUCGACAUUAGGACAGAAUGGAUCGGUUCUGUAUUUGCUGUAUUGUGAAGACGUUCCCGACAGUGUGAAUCCAUGGAACCAUCAAGUGCCACCCGGCCUAAUUCUCAUUGAUAAUUUCAUUACCGAGCUUGAAGAGGAGAGUCUUUUGAAUCGUGUGAGUGAUGAUUUUACCGGUCAUGAUUCGUCUCUAGGCAACAGUGGUUCCAUGAAACAUCGCCAGGUCUACCAUUACGGAUACGAAUUUAAGUACGACACGAACAAUGUUGACGCAACUCAACCAUUGGCAAUGCAAAUUCCCGACGAAUGCAACAGGUUAUGGCCUCGCCUAAGAUCGUCGAUGCCGAAUCUAUCGUUUCAAGUGCCUGAUCAAAUCACUGUCAACAAAUACGAACCUGGCCAAGGAAUACCACCACACUGCGACACCCAUUCUGCAUUCUGCGAUCCGAUUUUUUCGUUAUCGCUCGCCAGCGGUACGGUUAUGGAAUUUCGGCGACCAUCCGAUGGACGCCACAUUUCUGUAUGGUUACCCAGACGAAGUUUGCUAGUUAUGUCGAAGGAAAGUCGAUACGGCUGGACGCAUGGAAUCACGCCACGGAAAACCGAUGUAGUACCAGUGAAUGAAGGACUUACGAUUGUGGAACGGAAGUUGCGUGUUUCAUUCACAUUUCGGAGGUUGAGCUUUGACAAAUGUCGUUGCGAAUUUACGUCGCUGUGCGACACGUACCAGAAAUCCCAACAGGAAACCUCCGAGAACAUUGAAAAAUUGGUGCUGCCCGCAGAAUUGGAACUACGAAAUGUGCAUAAGGUUUACGAUCAGAUAGCAGAUCACUUCAGCGAAACGCGACAUUCACCAUGGCCAAAAGUUAAGGAAUUCAUUGAAUCAUUCCCGGCUGGAAGUAUUGUGGUCGACGUUGGCUGCGGUAACGGAAAAUAUUUACCACUGAAUGACUCCAUAGUAAAAAUCGGUUGCGAUCGAAGCCACGGUUUGCUGAACGUCUGCAACCAAAGAGGUUUCAACAUUUUUCAAUGUGACUGCCUGCAUCUGCCGAUAAAAUCGAAUUCGGUUGACGGGUGCAUAAGCAUAGCCGUAAUUCAUCAUUUAGUGACCGAGGAACGUCGUCAACAAGCCAUCAGUGAAAUGUCUAGGAUAUUAGUGACAGGUGGCCGAUGCCUAAUUUACGUUUGGGCAAAGAACCAAGCCAAAGGCACCAAGUCCAGUUACUUGCGCCAGAAUAAAAAGAAUAACAAAGUGGAUGUGGUUGCUGAUGAUGCGAGUUCUUGCAAUGCGAAAUUUUGCGAUGGAUUGCCGAUUCACACCAAUCGCACCCAGUUCUCCCAUUCCGAUAUGUUGGUGCCGUGGAAGCGAAAGGAUGAGACUGGUGAUGAACAGAAGACUUUCCUGCGAUACUAUCAUGUCUUCGAGGAGGCGGAACUGCAGCGCGUUUGCGAGCGGGUGAGUGACAUUGCAGUGAUCGAAACGUAUUACGAUCAGGGAAAUUGGUGUGUCAUUUUUGAGAAGAAAUAAACGAAACGCGCAGAAUGGCA